Molecule: messenger RNA, 1881 nt
Organism: Candida tropicalis MYA-3404
Lineage: Eukaryota; Fungi; Ascomycota; Pichiomycetes; Serinales; Debaryomycetaceae
Gene: HGC1
Product: cyclin
Exons: 1
Coding region: 1-1881 (626 amino acids)
Source: RefSeq, a predicted model, not a curated record
AUGAUAAAUAUAACAAGACCAUUGACUCCAAAUUCAAUUGGAAAUUCAGUGUACACAAAACAAACAUCACAUCAUUAUAAGAAAACAUCGUCUAAUACUCAAACCAAAAAAUCAUUUGUACAAGAAAAGUACCCAAAAGAAUUAUAUCAAUCAGAAAUAAGAGUCCAUAAUCAAAGUUUAGCUGAAUAUGAUUUGGAUAUUUAUGAUAUAAUGGUUGAUUUAAUAGAAUCCAGCAAACCAAACUUGUCAUUAUAUAAACAACAACCAUACUUAACAUUCACCAUCAGAUUGAAAUUGAUUGAUUUCUUGUUGAAAAUGUCCAUUAGAUUGAAAAUACUUCCUUUUGUGUUUUUCAAAGCUGUUAAAAUAUUUGAUAGAUAUUGUUCUAAAAGAAUAGUAUUGUUAGAUCAAAGUCAAUUAAUUAUAACCACAUGUUUAUGGAUUGCCAGUAAAAUCAUUGGUGGUAACAAUCAUUUUGUUAACAUGAAUAAUUUGGAAAAAAUUGGUUUUAACAAUUUCAGAACUAUAAGUGAUUUGGGUUAUGGAUCUGGUGGUAAAUUCAUUGGUCCUACUGAAAGAUUUAGAUUGCCUAAAUUGCAUGAAUUGGUUAAAUUGUGUGGUGCUAAAUGUAAAUAUGAUCAAGGAAUGUUUAAGCAAAUGGAAGUGCAUGUUUUAAAUACUUUGGAAUGGUCCUUAAAUGAUCCUUCAAUAGAAGAGUUUAUUAUUGAUAGUCAUGAGUUUAAUGUCCUUGAUGAUGAUGAGUUUGAUGAUGAUCACAUAGAGUUUUUCAAAAUCAAAGAAUAUUUGAGUUAUGUUGCUUUAUAUUCCCAUGAAUUGAUUGAUAUUAAUAUUAUUGAAUUGGGACAAGUUAUUAUGGAUAUAAUUAAUGAAGUUUUCCAAUUACAGCCAACAGAUAGAAACUAUCAAACCAUCUUGAAUUGUGAUAGUGCCCAUCCAAUCAGAUUUGACAUUGCUAGAUAUAAGCAUAUUAAAAAAGCAUUGAUCAAAUCAAUUUUCAAUUCUUCAGAUUUCAUGUUAAAAGUAUUCAAUUCAAGAGGUCCACAAUACCUUUACAGUCAAAUCAACUUACAAUACAAAUUCAACGCUAACAAUUCUGUCAUCAACAAUAGCACUACAACUACUCCAAUUUCCUACAAUUCAAGAUCAUCAUCUGUUUCAUCAACUUCAUCUAAUAGCACUCCAAGAAGUAGCAACACUGCAUGUACUACUGCUGCUACUACUCCAACGACAUCAACAGCUAAUACCACAAACAGUAUCAUCAUGGCAACCACUCCUCAAAAGAGAACAAAGAAUUAUUCUAUAUCUUCUUCUGUUUCUUUAGGAGUCAAUUCACCAGCUGCAUCUAGUCUUUCUUCCACAUCUACAGGUGGUAAGAAAUUGCAUACUACUCAACAACAACAACAGUCUACUUAUCAACAACCACAAAUGCAUUCCAACUUUCAUUCUUAUCAAAUGGUUACACCUCCGCCACAUCAUCAAUCUAAGUCUUCAUCAUCGUCUUCAAAUCACCACUUUCAUAGUCAAAUACCCGCACCUCAUCAAUUAUCUUUCAAUAGUUAUUUCAAUUCUCCAAAUAUGCAACCACCUCCAAUCAAAUAUAGUGAUAUGGUUACAAACAGUGCUAAUUCUAAAAUGACUGCUAGUUCUUCAGCAAGUAUAAUUUCUUCUAUUUCAAAUACUUUUGAAGGUAAUGAUUUAUUCGAAAAGAGAUUUAUUACAAAUUCAAGCAGUUCAAGUACAUUAAAUGGAGUCAUUACAAAUGGAGGUAAUCAUAAUGGUGUAACUGGUGCUGGUACUCCAUUGAGUGAAAAUGAAUCACCAAUUUAUACAAAGACUAGAUUAUCUAAUAUGUUACAAUAA